This is a messenger RNA of Pediculus humanus corporis (human body louse), 1344 nucleotides long. RefSeq names its product Kanadaptin, putative. The record is from RefSeq and is a predicted model, not a curated record. Gene Ontology annotation, molecular function: mRNA binding; protein binding. Lineage: Eukaryota; Metazoa; Arthropoda; Insecta; Psocodea; Pediculidae. The coding region runs from base 1 to 1344 and encodes 447 amino acids. The transcript has 9 exons.
AUGGUCUGGAUUACCACAAAAUUAGGAAAUUGUGAUAUUGUUAUGGCACAUCCAACAGUAUCUAGGUUUCAUGCAGUGAUGCAAUAUAGAACUGAAGGUGAUAGUGAUAAUAAUCCUGGGUUUUAUAUAUAUGACUUGAAUAGUACUCAUGGAACAUUUCUCAAUAAAAAUAGAAUCAAAUCGAAUAUAUAUGUUAGAGUUCAGGUAGGUCACAUAAUUAAAUUAGGAAUGAGUAGUAGAAGUUUUAUUUUACAAGGUCCACAAGAUGAUGAAGAACCAGAGUCUGAAUUAUCUGUAACAGAGCUCAAAGAUUUAAGAUUGAAAGAACAACUUGCUGCUGAGGCAGCAGAAAAAGAAAGAAUAUUAUUAAAGGAAUUGGAAGAAGAAAAAAGGAAGAAAAAGGAAGAGGAAGAUGGAAUCGAUUGGGGAAUGGGCGAAGAUGCAGAUGAAGAAACUGAUUUGUCUGAAAAUCCAUUUGCCGCUCCUCAAAAUGAAGAAUUGUAUAUAAAUGAUCCGAAAAAGACAUUGAGAGGUUGGUUCGAAAGAGAAGGUUACAAUUUAGAGUACAAUUGUCAGGAAAAAAGUUUCGGACAAUUUAUUUGUAAAAUUGAAUUACCCAUCGACAAUGCAAAAGGUUUACCUGUAAUUGCUGAAGCAAUCGUUAGAGGAAAAAAAAAAGAAGCAGUUGUACAAUGUGCUUUAGAAGCUUGUAGAAUAUUAGAUCAAUAUGGAUUAUUAAGACAAUCUAAUCAUGAAAGUAAAAAGAGAAAAGCGAAAAAUUGGGAAGACAACGAUUAUUACGACUCGGAUGACGACACAUUUUUGGAUCGAACGGGAACUGUUGAAAAGAAAAGAAAGCAAAGAAUGGAACAAGCUGGAAUAAAAUCAAAUAAUGACGUUUACACAUAUCAAAGUCUCGUCGAACGCCAUAAUAAAAUAUUACAAAGCAUAAAAGAAAUAGAAAAUCAAAUUUCUCAAGCGAACAAAUCAUCGGAUGUUAAAGAAAAGAAAGAUGAAGACGUAGACGAAUUGGAUGCUUUCAUGUCUAAUUUAACGAACGAUGUUAAAAAGAAUAAUUUGGAUAUUCGUAAGCUUAAGGCGGAACUAACAUCUCUCAAACAGGAAGAAUUAAGCGUGAGAAAUUUGGCAAACGUUGCAAAACCAGCAGAAUUACCGAAGUUAAAGCCGAGUCUACCGGAAACUUUAAACGAAAGUAAAAAAUCAGUAAAAAUGCCCAUAAUUGGAAAGAGAAAAAUGAUAAAAAAACCUCUCGUUAUGUUUCAAAAAGCCAAAGAAAAAAAUUUUGAUGAAAAUGAAAGGAUGGAAGAAGUCGAUUCGGAUUGA